AUGGUAUGGUCAAACCAUAAUAUGAAGAGAAUGAGCUCAAUUCUAACAUCAGUUUUCAUUUUUUCAAUGAUUUUAUUUUCUGUGUAUGCAAGAAAUUGGCGUAUAGGAGACGGUGGUUUAGCCCGAUGGGAUACAAACUGCGACUUUAACGGUAGUGACAUUGACCAUGUUCCAAGCACAGGUGCGCAAUGUGGUGGCGUUUGCAUUGCAGAUGCGCGGUGCACACACUUCACUUAUUCAAGUGGCACUUGUCAUAAAAAACGUUAUUUAGGCAGUGGCUUUCGUGAAAGAUACGCUGGAGGUGAUGCUGUUUGUGGUUGGAUUGUUAACCGUAGUGGACAACCUUCAAAGUAA
Hydra vulgaris (swiftwater hydra) is the source of this 354-nucleotide messenger RNA. RefSeq lists its product as uncharacterized. Lineage: Eukaryota; Metazoa; Cnidaria; Hydrozoa; Anthoathecata; Hydridae. The record is from RefSeq and is a predicted model, not a curated record.